Messenger RNA from Plasmodium coatneyi, 1188 nucleotides. RefSeq lists its product as uncharacterized. The record is from RefSeq and is a predicted model, not a curated record. Gene Ontology annotation, biological process: vacuolar proton-transporting V-type ATPase complex assembly. The coding region runs from base 1 to 1188 and encodes 395 amino acids. Gene Ontology annotation, cellular component: endomembrane system. The transcript is spliced from 4 exons. NCBI's taxonomy places the organism in Eukaryota, Apicomplexa, Aconoidasida, Haemosporida, Plasmodiidae.
AUGGUGAACAACUCUUGUGAGAAGGACGACCACUCCUGCGCCAACAGUGCAGAUGGUGAGUCGGGGGAAAAGGAUAGCAGCGAGCUGAAAGGGGAAGACAAACAAGCUCCCCCGGUUACUUCAACGGAGGAGAAGAAAAAAGGGGGCGGUGCUGUCCAGGUGGUGGACACUGGAAAGGAUGAUGCUCAUGUAGGAGAAGUGACUCCCCAUGGCAAGUCCAAAGGAGUGCCCAAGGAGAAGCCAAGUAGUGUGGCGGGUGAAAAAACGGACGAAACGCAAAACGGGAAGGAGAGUGGGCAGUCCAAAGGCCAAUCAACCGGUGCGCAAAUCGGAUCGUCCACCGAUAUACCAACAGAUGAAGUCUGCGUGAAGAGAAUUAUAAACGUAGAAAUCACGGAAGAAAUAAAAAGCUUCCUUAAGACGUUCACAAAAAGCAGGGACCAUAUCGUAGACUGGUGUUACAAAAACAAGGAACUCUAUUCCAGUAAAAUAAACGACAAAACGACCAACUUGUUUUUCCAAAAAACGAAAAACAUCCACCUUCUGCUCAACCAGGAAAGCAUCGACAUUGACACGCUCAAUAUUCUGCUCUACUUUUACAACUUGUAUUGUACCCACAACAACAUGGAAAAAAUCAACGCCCACAGUGUUAUGUGCACUUCCUACAUAACGUAUAGAGGCAUCUACGAAAACAUAAACCAAAACAGCAAGUCCUUCAAGAACCUGCUGAAGGAGGAGAAGGCCUACAAUAAGUUGAUCGGAAAAACCAACAACUUAAAUGACUUCUUCUCGAAUUACAAGAAGACCUACCCGUACGGGAUAAAUUUAAUUCUGGGUAUAUUCCUCACCUUUUUGAGCGGCUACUACGGGAGCCUCCUGUUAGGGUUUACCAAGUUUACGACGAGACUGAUAUGCGGAAUUGUCUUCUCCUACGUCACCCUCAUCCUGGAAGUUAUUAUUUUUAUAAUUAUAAACGAGAAGGUGGAAAAUCUGAAGAGAAGUCAGAAGAGCGCUGGCAGCAACUACGGCUUGUAUGAGAAGGUGUACUUUAAGAAGGAGCCUGGUGGUAAGGGCGAGGUAGACAACGCAGUGGGGGAAGAAGCCGAGUUGGUUACCCAGGGAGAGAUACAAGAAAUGAAAGAAGUCUCAGAUAAGCACCCCACGCUGAAGCAGCGUCGGAAGGUUUAG